CAUAAAAGCGUAACUGUCAACGGAGAUUGUUCUCCGCUAACAGUUUUCUUGGGUUUGAAUCCAUAACAGACGAUGAGUUAAAUUACAAACCAUAAAGCCUACACUGUCUGCAAGUAAAUAUGGAAGUACUAGGGGGGUUAGAUGAGGAGUUUAAAAGUUUUUACCCGUCUGCCUUCGGGGCGCACUCAAGCCGGUCUGCGUCAGGAACUCCCGUGUUCUCUUCAGCGGAACGGCCGACUUCUAUAAACUCCGAGUCUCUUACUCCUUACGUUUCUUUUCCAGCCCAUAUUGGCACAAGUUCCUCAGUCACUUAUGGAUGUAAUUUCGGAAACAGUUGUUAUGGCUGCAAAGUACCACAGAACGCCGUGUUUCCGCCUAGUGUGGUGAAACAAAAUGCGAAUGGACAGUAUGCCAGUAAACCCGUGGAUUAUGCUGAUGCCUCCAGCUGGUUUAAGGAGUUCGCUCUUUACCAAGGUUAUUCCUACUCAAGAACCCCUGCCUAUAUUGAUUUACCUGUAGUUCAUAGAACAUUGACCGGAUAUCCUAGACAUGAGACUUAUUUGUCAAUGGAAGACCACCAGCCAUGGGACUGGUCAAACAAUUGCAGCAGUCAACUUUAUUGCUCCAGAGACCAGACGCAGAGCCCGCAUAUCUGGAAACCAUCAUUAGCAGAGGCAACAGCGGUUUCAGUCUGUCAGCGCGGGAGAAAGAAACGGGUUCCUUACACAAAACUGCAGCUGGAAGAACUCGAGCGUGAAUACACCAACACUAAGUUCAUUACCAAGGAGAAGAGACGGCGGAUUGCUGCUUCUACCAGCCUGUCUGAAAGACAAGUAACUAUAUGGUUUCAAAACCGUCGAGUCAAGGAUAAGAAGAGACCUGAGGACCUAAAAGAAUUUUAAUCCUGUUAAAGAUUAAUUCAUAAAAUUGCUGAUUUACAUAGAGAUAAGCGCUUUGUUCUCUUUAGUUAGGGCUAUUAUUUAUAUCUUGUUUAAAUAUUUAGAUGAACUCGCAUGUCCAGGUUUGCUGCAAGAGUGUUAAGAUGGUCAAUUUAUUUCAGUAGUUUCAGAUUCAGGUUUUUUUUUUUGUUUUUUGUUUUUUUAAUUUAAAUAUUGUUAAACCAUUUUUUUUUUUUUUCAUUAUGUAGCAGUAGUAGCCUAAACGCUGUAUUCCAGACCUCUUUCCAUGCUUUCAAAACUUAUAUUCUCAGAUUCGUUUUCUUUGAGUGCAGAUUGUGUACCAUAGUUGUUUAUAUUACCAGAGUUUUAUGGGGAAAAUCUAGAAUGUAACACUGAAGUAAAUAAACUGGUGGAAAAAAACAAAAACAAAACAAGUUUCAUGUGUAAUACUUCACGUUAUUAGAUGGGGAAAAUCAUUUGUUUGUCGGUGUCCUCUUUAUCCCUCUACAAGUAGAGAUUGUUCUAUACUGCAGAUAGAAUCAUAAUAUCGUGAACAGAUUUAGUUAAUUUUAAGUUGGCUACGACCAGGUUUUCCAGUAGCACUAAGUAUAGCGUUAAUAACAUGAAAGCCGCAGUCUUUCGAUAAUGAAUUUAUAUUUCAUCUUGCUUUUGCAUUAAUCGGGGAGAUAUACCUUACGAAAAUUAACCAUGGUUUGAAUAAAAAAAAUAAAAAAAUAAAAAAAUAAAAAACAUG
Messenger RNA from Ctenopharyngodon idella (grass carp), 1653 nucleotides. It is a transcript of the gene hoxd13a, whose product is annotated as homeobox D13a. The record is from RefSeq and is a predicted model, not a curated record. Gene Ontology annotation, biological process: regulation of transcription by RNA polymerase II. Gene Ontology annotation, molecular function: DNA-binding transcription factor activity, RNA polymerase II-specific; RNA polymerase II cis-regulatory region sequence-specific DNA binding. Bases 120 to 902 code for a protein of 260 amino acids. The transcript has 2 exons. Lineage: Eukaryota; Metazoa; Chordata; Actinopteri; Cypriniformes; Xenocyprididae.